This is a messenger RNA of Melozone crissalis (California towhee), 1936 nucleotides long. RefSeq names its product proline rich nuclear receptor coactivator 2 (gene PNRC2). NCBI's taxonomy places the organism in Eukaryota, Metazoa, Chordata, Aves, Passeriformes, Passerellidae. The transcript has 3 exons. The record is from RefSeq and is a predicted model, not a curated record. Gene Ontology annotation, biological process: nuclear-transcribed mRNA catabolic process, nonsense-mediated decay. The coding region runs from base 367 to 789 and encodes 140 amino acids. Gene Ontology annotation, cellular component: nucleus; P-body.
GGAGAGUGAGGGGCGGUGCGGAGCGGAGCUAAGCGGGCUCGGGGGGCGGGGGUCGGACGGUGACGGCGGAGCAGCGCGGGGUCGGUUCCCGGAGGGCCGUGUGUGUGUCCGUGCUUGUGGGCGAGCGGAGCGGACAGAAGUCGCAGGACUUCUCCCUUGGAGCUUCUGUGCCGAGAAUCCGAUGUUGGGCUCGGCUCCCUGGCUGAAGACAGCAGAUCAGCCCAUGAAAACUUCUAUUCCCAGCCAAAGGAAGGAGUCCAGCACAAGGCAGCACCUCUUCUUUCAGGCUUGGAAGCAAGAAAGGGGGCAAGAGUUGGAGAGUGUGGAAUCGGAGAAGACCACUGAGAGGUGACAUUUAAGUUGAAGAUGGGCGGUGGAGAAAGAUACAACGUUCCCGUUCCCCAGUCUAGAAAUACCACCAAGAACCAUCAGCAACUUAAAAACAGGCAGAAGAGCAAAGACCCCAACUCUCAGAUGAAAAGCUACGUGAAGAAGGAAAGAGGCAACGGCUGCAGCUCCUCUCCUGCUGCAUGGCAGGCCAUGCAGAAAGGGGGGAAGAACAACGUUCACUUCCCCAAGAAUCCCAACUGGAAUCCUGCUCUGUCCAAUCACAACCUGUUGUUCACCCCUCAGAGCAACCAGAACUAUGCUGGAGCCAAGUUCAGCGAGCCACCCUCCCCAAGUGUUCUGCCUAAGCCACCAAGCCACUGGGUACCUGUUUCUUUUAAACCUUCUGAUAAGGAAAUAAUGACAUUUCAGCUCAAAACCUUACUGAAAGUCCAGGCCUGAGGUGUAACUUGUGUGAUUUUCAGAAGUGAUUUCGACUGUCAGGGUUUCAGAUUUGAGCACUGUUAUUCCAAACUCCAGGUGUGCCAGGACCAGGUGUUCUUGCUGCAUGUAGUUAGUCACUUGGAGAGGGGUGAAAGUUUACAUUCCCCUCAUCUUUUACCUCAAAAGUUCAGUGCUGUGUUCACCUCACUGUGAAAUAGAUAUUUUCUUGUAAAUCAAUCAAAUCCUGAGCAGUCACCAUUUACUGUAUUUAAGAAUAAAUGGGACUGUGUGCCAAAAUUGCAAUUGUGGCUUUGAAUUGUUAGAAAACCACCUUUUACCUAACUUAAUGCAGCAUGAACUGAAAAUAAAAACGCACUGAGAACUUAGUCAGGUUAUUUGCUGCUUUCAGGCUGGUGUGAGAUUUGCUAAACACUCUGCAGAGCAGAAACCUCCACCUGGGCACACGGGGAGGCACAGCUGAUCCUCUGCCCUGCCCUGUGAGCUUUAGUGGCACUCCUGCAGCGCUGGGUGAGCGUUUCAAGCCCCUGACUCCCAUCUGGAAUGUUCUGGAAGGGUGUGGAAGAACUCCCGGGGCAGAGCCAGCUGUGCUUCCCAGGAAUCUCCCUGAGUGCCAACUAAAGACCUUGCAUUGCCAGGUGACUGCCAAAAAAAGCUCCCCCAAAUCCUUUGUGUGCCCACUGCACUGAGGAGUUCUAAACCACAGUUUUGUAUCGGUUUUUAUAAAAAAAGGUGGAGUAGUUCCUUAGUUUGGUGUUAAUUGGUUCCCUUGUAACAAUUAAUAGUUUGGGGCAGGUGUUAGAUGUUUUCACAGGGAAGACAGAGCUAUGUAAAUACAUGUAAAACAUUGUAGCAUAUGUAAAUUUCUGCUGGGCUUUCCUGCACAGAAGUAUUUUUAGUACAAAACUGCUGAAUGUAAGAUGACCAUGUUGAGUACGUGGCCUGGUUUAAAAAAAAUGAUAUUUUGUUUAAAAAAAAAAUUAAAAAAAAAAAGACAUUUGUGGCUGUGCCCUUGCACUUCACAUGCAAUGAAUAUGCACAUUGUAUUUGGUUCUAAUCUCAUUUUUUUAAGUAAAAUCAGUGCAAAAAUGCUUAUUUAGAUUUUUUUUUUAAUUAAAGAAAAAAAAAACCUAAAAAAAAAAAAGAA